This is a messenger RNA of Carassius auratus (goldfish), 5377 nucleotides long. RefSeq names its product muscleblind-like protein 3. Gene Ontology annotation, cellular component: nucleoplasm; cytoplasm. The transcript has 7 exons. Bases 1112 to 2176 code for a protein of 354 amino acids. Gene Ontology annotation, molecular function: RNA binding; metal ion binding. Gene Ontology annotation, biological process: regulation of RNA splicing. The record is from RefSeq and is a predicted model, not a curated record. NCBI's taxonomy places the organism in Eukaryota, Metazoa, Chordata, Actinopteri, Cypriniformes, Cyprinidae.
CUUCUGCCUAGCAGCAGCUAGCAAGUUCGCUUCACGCUUCCCCAUCGCUAGCUUCGUCGUUCAACUCGAAACACCCCGCAGCCGCUGGUCAUCGUCCGAGGCUUUACGCAGCAAGCCGCGCGUUCAAAAGCUCUCAGUUCAACGGUGGAACUUUUGCAACCAAAGCGCGCGCCUCACAUCAGCCAGUGAUCGUGACGUAGUUAUUGACAAAUCUUUAUUUCGCUUUGCGCUGCAUUUGAUGCCACGCGCUGUCUGCACAGGUCUCCUGCCGCAAAGGACUCUCUUUGGAGUGCGCGAGGACACGUCACAAUGAAAGGGACGCAGGGAGAGCAGGAGGGAUGAGAAAGCGAUUCAAGUGAAAGAAGUCUCGCAUCACCAUAAAGUGCCUCAUCUGGAUGCUGCAGAAGCCCUUCUCUGUGUCCGCUUUGGAGCGCUCUCUUCUCCGCUGACUUGAGCGUGUGCGUUUGCGCUUGGCCUUGGCUUGGGUUAUAUUUCACCCUGUUCCUCAAUUCCAGCUCCGCCUGCUCACCAUUUCACCUUUUAAUACAAGGACGCCAGUCGAUUAGUUUCCCUUUUGGGGUUCAAAGUGUCUCUGUCUUCACUUUUGCAGUCUCUCCAUCCCUGGCGAUCCAGACAUGCGAGUAUCUUUAGGGACUGCUACGUCUAUGGCAACAGGGCAGGGGGUUUCGGAAGCCUAAAUUUAGAGAAAGUCCGUUUUACAUCAAUGCAAGAAGGCUAUUUUAAAACCAGAGCUCCAGUGGGUGAGUCUAGACAGUGGGGCGACCACUGCAGACAAAUACAAAGUGCCGCUCUACUCUACUUUUAAUGCCUCGUUUUCCUGGACGGCAGCCGAAGAUGCACCGCAGCAUGUCACAUUGACCUACUCCACCUCAGCACGCUCGAUUCAUCACUCUGUCUACCUGACUUUAAACUGAUCUCAUAUUCUCGUCAUACUUCCUCACUGGCUGAUCAGCAGACUAUGCCCCCUUCUAGACUGGUAGUCUAAGGAUCUCCUUGCCCCAGUGCUAAUAUUUUGCAGCUUUUGUGCUACAUCACGCCUGGCUGCCCCACCCCAGCCCUCCGUUCACCCACUGCUUGCCGAGGGAUCGCCAUGGCCGUCAAUGUGUCCAUGGGUCGCGACACCAAGUGGCUGACGCUGGAGGUGUGCAGAGAGUUCCAGAGAGGAACCUGCUCACGUUCGGACAACGAAUGCAAGUUCGCUCACCCCUCUCGCACCUGCCACGUGGAGAACGGCCGCGUCAUCGCCUGUUUCGACUCACUCAAGGGUCGCUGUACACGUGAUAACUGUAAGUACCUGCAUCCUCCGCCUCAUCUCAAGACCCAGCUGGAGAUAAAUGGCAGGAACAACCUGAUCCAGCAGAAGACCGCAGCCGCCAUGCUGGCCCAGCAGAUGCAGUUCAUGAUGCCUGGAACUCAGCUGCAGCCCAUAACAUCGUUCCCGGUAACGCAUUCCUUGGCCAACAGUCCAAGCAUGGCUUUCGGCCCGUACCUGAGCCACAUGAGCCCGGGCAUCAGUCUCAUGCCCGAACUUCUGCCCAGCGCCCCCGUGCUGGUCCCGGGGAGCCCCACCGGCAUCGCCAUGGGCAACGGAAAUUCAACGCAGAAGCAUGUUCGCACAGACAAGCUUGAGGUGUGUCGAGAAUUCCAGCGGGGCAACUGCACACGCGGGGAGAACGACUGCCGCUAUGCUCACCCGAUGGAAGCCGCCAUGGUGGACGGCAGUGAGAACUCCGUCAUUGUUUGCAUGGAUUACAUCAAGGGCCGAUGCACCCGUGACAAAUGCAAGUACUUUCACCCUCCAGCUCACUUACAGGCCCGGAUAAAGGCGGCGCAGCACCAAGCCAGCCAGAAUGCUGCGGCCAUGGCUUUGCCACCAGGAGCCAUGCAACCAAAGAGACCGACCCUGGAGAAGACUAACGGUGCGGCUGCCAUCUUCAACCCCAGCAUGUUCCACUACCAGCAGGCUUUGGCCAGCAUGCAGCUGCAGCAGCAGCCAGCGUUCAUUCCCACAGACGCCGCCGAGGUACUGAGCGCCGACCCCAUCGACCUCCAGUGCGUUCCCAUGGAGGCCCAUUUCUGUCCCGUUCCUAAACUCCUGGUGGCUGCACCAAUGACGCUGAAUCCAGUAAGCCUCUCCCACAAUCCCACAACCUAAUCAGGCCCAUCUCUCAUGCAACAUGUGCCCAAACAACAGAAAAAUGAAUGCAACAAAACGUGUGCCUAAUCUGUACAUCCUUAACGGGCAAUACAUUCAUCCUCAUAUCAGAGAUUCUCACUUCAUUUGACGUCAACAGAGGUUUGUUGAUAUUGAAACAGGCAAUACUUAAGCUUGGACCUACAACUGUUUAAGGAAGCAUGCCAUCUCGAUGCAAGGAGCAGGCGGAUGCUGAAUCAGGAGAUGGAGCGCUCUCGUAACUCACAGCCAUAUGAAUACAUGCAAACCAAUUAGCUGAGAAGAGUGAAUUCUCUUGAGGUGAACAUUAGAUUUCAGAGCCGACUCGUUUGAUGUACGGUAAGAGGUGGAGUCGUUGCGGAUCAUCAGCAGAAUGUUUCUCCGUCGUAGAAUGUGAAAACCCAGAGUGUGUGAGAGCGACACCUAAAGAAAUUUUACAUUGUGUUGGUGGUGGUGGGAAUUUCUUUCACAUUUAAUUAUGAUUGAUGAACAUGGCAUGUUUUAUUUCAUGUUUGCAUUUCAAAAUGUCAAAAAAUGAGUGACACUUUUGUAAGAUAAUCUGAUACUGAUUCUCAUGAUAACUGAUUUAGGUUUUUCGUUAAGAGGUUUUCAAAAUGUCGUUGUUCUGAAGUGUGUGGACGUCUUUCCCCCCCCCCCCCAGUUCUUCUGUACUCAGCUGACUCACAUUUUAUCAUAGACUAAGAAAGUAUACCUGUGUAGCCUUUCAGAAUCAAUGUGUCGUUCCUCCAUCAACUUAGGGAUGUAUGUUGUUGUGAGUUUUUCUUGAAAGAGUAUUAUUUGUUUAAUGACUUUCCAACAGGCUAAAACUGGUCUAUUGAGAUAAGUGUUACUAUUCAUGCCUGAAGUAUCUCACCUCGCAUUUCAAGCUCCACAUCGAGAUCUCACAUCUCACAUACUCAUACCUGCAUUUUAAAAAUAGAACUGCCUUAAGCAGACUAAAUGUGAGCACUUCCUGUUGCGCAGUGUGAUGCACACUGAAAUUUAAGGUCUGAUUGCAGGCCUUCAGGAUGUAUAUCUCGUUGAGAACAUUUUAACUGGACUUUAUUUUUAUUCCAGCUGGAAUGUUUCUUGCAAAUAUUUCUUAUUGUCUGAUGUCCUGGAUAUUCAAAUGAUUUAAAAGAAAUAGUAAUGCUUAUUUACUUUGUAGAAUAUAUAUUUCCUUUGUAGAAUAUAUAUGUCCUUUUUUUUUUAGUCAUUAGGUGAAUUUCAUCAAAAAGUCAUAUUCCCAGUCAUAUUUCAUGCCAAAAGCAGACAAAAAAAACUAUUAUGAUAAUUAAGCAGUCCUAUUGUCAUUACCAUAAUACAACAAAUCUCAAUUUUAUCACUGUAAUGUGCAAUAAAUAACUACAUAAUUACAAAGAAAUAUUUUUUUAAGUAUCACGGUUACAUUUGUUCUAAUCCUGUUGUUAACAAAAUAUAAUACUAAAAGCAAUUAUAUUACAAAAAAGAGAAAAAUUUUAAAGUAGUAAAAAAUGUUGUAGUAGUGAAAAUUAUAGAGGAUAAAAACAAAUGCAAUUUCUCCAAUGCAAAAACAUAUGCAUUACGGAAACCUAGUUUAAUUGUCAUGAAAAUUUAAAAAGAGGGAGAUGCAAAACCGAAUUUUCAUCGUUUUGAUUUUGGUGUGAAAUGUGACAUUUUCAUAAGAUUCACCCUAUUGCUAUGUCUGUCUCUUGUAGACAAACCCCUUCUGAUGGCUGGACUGUCUCUGCCCAAAUCCAUGCUCUGCCCCACCUGCUGUGUGACAGUCUGUUCGUCUCUUUUUGUUCAGCCAUGAUUGGUUCAUCCCUGAUUACUCUAAGAUCAGUUUUCAGUGUCCAUUAGUUGACAAAAUGAUUCUUUAAAUUCCAUGCUUAGUGUUUUACACACUUAUAUUUAUAACAGAUUGGCACACAUAUGUUAAAUCCCGAUUAUUAAAUUACAAGAUAUGCAAAAUCCUUUCUAGAAGUCUCAGACUGGUACCUGAUUUGAAUAUCCAGCGACUCUCCCAUUAGUUUGCUGUAUUCAGCAGCAUAUGCGACCCCCUUCGCAGACGUGUCAAGUGCACUGCUUUAGUGCCAGUGACUUCCAGACAGGUCGCCUUGUGCCAAUCACUGGAGAUCUCAGACUGCACAAUCAGGCCUUGACAUGCCAAGGUCAUGAGCCAGAUGGAUUCAAAUUGCAAUAUUGCAAAUGUGCCCACCCAAGCGACAAAUCUAAACCUAUUGGAGCAAGCUAUUAUCUUGUGCUUUGUUUUGAAACAUCUCCGUUAUCGCCCCCGUUCAUUAGGCGAGUCCUACAGUUGGGAAACUGACAGUAGGGUGGUUUCCAGCAGCUGUUUUUAUUACUGCAUCAGUGUGCAACCGCUAAUAGAGUUCCAGUCUGUGCCAACCAAGAGCUCUAUUAGAUUAUUGCCGUAAUACAUUAUUGAUAGUUUAUCCAUGGAGGAAACAUGAAAAACUGUGUCAGAUGGAUGAUACAAAGAGGUCUGCAAUCCAUUAGUGGAGUUUCUUUGCCCAUUUUGACUUUGAGAUAGACGGCCGAUUGAACUCUAUAAGUUGUUCUUGUGUUUGUUGUGUUCAUGUGCGAACAGGUUUAAAUCACUGACUGUGUCCUUACUUUCACAAGUCGGCAGACUCUAAAAUGCAAGGGCGUAGAUGACCGUGUGACAUCUGAAUAUUUGGACUGUGAGCCGAAAGCUACGGCUCUCGUGUAGACAUGUUACAAUUAAAGGAAAAAUUUUGAUUCUUUUCAGACUGGGUACUUAGAGAAGGCCCUCAUCAGCCAAAGCUUCAUUUACGAACCCCAUCCGUGGGCCUUUACAUGCAUAUAUGAAUGUGACAUUUAAGACAGCGAGAAUGUCACGAGAGGUUUUGGAUGCCUGUCUCACCAUUUCUCUCGAAAAAAAACCUACAACCUUUCUCAACAUAUCAAGGAAGUGAAAGCCUCCCAAUGCCAUCCCACUGUUGAUGUACAAAAAGAGACAGAAAAAGCGUUUUUCAUCACUUAUCUCAAAGACCCUUCUCUAAACUAUUGUCUCCUUUGGGACAGCCAUGUUGUUUCAAUGGCGCAACCCCAAGAGAGAGAGUCAUAAAGCUGAUUUUAUGACCUAAAAACAUCAUUGCAACUUUUUUUUCUGACCAGCACACACACUAUGUAGGCCAAACACAAGUUAAAUGAUAUCAU